This is a messenger RNA of Cajanus cajan (pigeon pea), 1500 nucleotides long. RefSeq lists its product as uncharacterized. The record is from RefSeq and is a predicted model, not a curated record. NCBI's taxonomy places the organism in Eukaryota, Viridiplantae, Streptophyta, Magnoliopsida, Fabales, Fabaceae.
ACACAAAAUCCAAAAAUAUUAGCUUACACCAAUAAAAAAGUAAUAUUAUAUAAUUAAAGAUGAAUAGUUGUGAUGUGAAAUAGAAAAGGGAAGAAAAGCAUGAGAAAAGAGGAGUAAGGAAGUUGAAAGAUGACAUGAAAGCUCUGCCUCCAAAUUAUAUAUACUCUCUCUCUUCACACCACACGUUGCCACAAAGUCGCAAGCAGAAUCCUGAAGCAAUUUCCUGGGCCCUUGGGAGUCUCGAUGCUUCAGGUGGAUUUGGAAACACUGGUGUCGGCGUGCGCGGGGGGAUCGAGCGAGCGGAAGAUAGCGUGCGAGAGCCUGGCCACGACGGAGCGGCAGCCGGAGUCGCCGCCGGAGUCGGUGUGGCUGUCGAGGGACGAGGAAUACGAGUGGUGGGACCGGAACGCCGUUUACGAGCGGAAGGAGUCAACGAAGGCCAAUUCAAGUUCAAACCAUGGGACCAACUCCAACAACAGCUCCCAGCGCUUCUCCCUCAAUUUCAAGUCCAAGGCUUCCACCAUCAUUGGCUUACCCAAGCCCCACAAAACCUCCUUCGUCGACGCCAAGAACCGCCGCCACCACAACAAGCCAAGCAACAUAAGGUUGUUCCCCAAACGCACCGUUUCGGUUGGAAAAUCGGACUCCGCUCUCGUCGAACCCUCCUCGCCCAAAGUCUCCUGCAUGGGGAGGGUCAGAUCCAAGCGGAAAACUUCCCGCAACACAACCACAAAAAAACCGGGUUUUUUCCACUCUCUUUGCGCCAUUUUCCGCUCAAACCGGAGGGAGCGGAAAGCCGAUCCGAAUGUUGCCACCAAGAACGUGAGCGUGAACGACGUGUCGUACGAGGAAGUGGUGCCGCGACGAAGCAGCGUGUCGGAGAGCGAACCGCCCGGUUUGGGUGGCAUGACGCGGUUCGCGUCUGGGAGACGGUCUGAAUCGUGGGGGGUGGGAGUGGGUGAUUCCGAGAGCCACGUGCCGCGAUAGUAUUGGCCAAGCUAAACCACUCUGCGAGGGAACCGCGAAGUGGGGCCCUCUGAAACUGAAACUGAAACCAAUUCAUAUAAAAAUCUCCACGACUCGCGAGUCUUUUCUGUGGGAGUGGGACCCAGGCCUUAGAAGAGUGCUUCCGAGGGUGAUGACGUGGCAUUUUUAUUUUUUUAUUUUUAUUUUUUACUUUGUACUGUGAUCGAAUCGAAUUGAAUUUGCUGGGUUGGUGUUUUUACAGUGACAGAGUUUUGUAAAUAUACAAGAGUCAUGAGUGUGUGUUUUUUUGUCUGAGGUUGAGCAUAUGUAAAUUUUUCUCUCCUGGGUUUCAAUAAUUGCGGUGCACGCGUUGCCGCUUCCGAUUAAAACAAAAUUAUGAAGCAUGGGUGCUUCUUUUGUUUACUUGUUUCACUCUUUCUGAAUUCUAUCUAGUUAUGCCAGAAUUCUACCUAGAUCAUGCAUCCAAUCGAGGCUAUCCCUAUCUCGACCGCAGACCGCAGUUACCCAUUUCAG